AUGUCUGGCAUAAGCCCCGAUAUUGCAAUCCCAUACCAAGGCGGACCUAGAAUGAUAGCAUUAGGAUAUCCUCAGUCUUUGUUCAAUGACAGUUCUCGAAUGCCAAAUGAAGUGCAUGGCAGCAACUUGCCCUUACCAAAGGAACAGUAUGCUUCAAGUGAUCUCUUAUCUUUGUCUUGGCUCCAGAAGGGAGACAUAAUAAAGAUAACUCCCCUUGAUAAUGAGGAGGAGUUCAUACGUGAUGAGAGAUACUCCACCGUUAAAAUGGUGGAAAACGGCCAGGCGUACAAGAUUCAUGAGCCAAGUAACCCAUUUUCGAACCCAAUAGCCAGGACAUUUUCGCUCUCAACGAAUUCUGCUGCAAUGCGCUCUUCGUAUGCUAGUUCACAUUAUUCGAAUGCAUAUGGUGAGAAUCUAGCAAAGCCGUUGUACAGCUAUACGCACCUUAUUUUCAUGGCCAUUGAAUCAACCCCAACCAAGUGCAUGACUGUUAAUCAAAUAUACAACUGGUGUGAAACCAACUUUCCAUUUUUCAAACAUUCUGCAACUGGCUGGAAAAAUUCGUUACGUCACAACCUUUCGAUAAACAAAUCCUUUAAGCGAUUGCCUCGCGAUGGUCGUGGCCCGGGUCGUGGGGCUUUUUGGGCAAUUGAGCCGCGUGAACGUCCCAACUUACUGGAUGCAGUCAAGCGAAACCCCUUCACUUUGGGUAUACCUCGAGAAAGAUCUGUUGUCAGACCCAUCACCAUUAGCCCGAUUCAGCCCUUUACGGCGAUCAACUCUGAUGUCUCAAAGGUGAAUUUCACCGAGUUCACAAGUGAAUGUGCGAUCAAGUCAAAUGGGGCUAGUAACCUAAUUAUUUCCAAUCGCGUUCUCGAUGGCAACGGCUCAUUUGGUUUAGUCGAUUCAGGUGAUAAUUCAAUGAAUAAAAAUACAGUGACAACAUACCAAACCACGCCUUCAGAGAAUCUGUGCUCCAAUUUAUCAGCACAAAUGACUCACAGCUACUUGCCCCUUGCCAUCUCAAAAGCCGAAAGUCCUGUUUCUCAGGGAACGGUUCAAUCUAGUGCUUAUGCAUUCGAACCCUGGCCCGCUGAAGAGGAAGAAAAGUAUCAGGAGAUGAUGCGCCUCCUCUUGGAUGGGUGUAAUGCUGAAGCAUCGUGCGACUCGGUUGUCGGUAACGGAACCGCUACACCUAAUGGCAUCGGCACCGAUACUCCGACAAAACCGAAGAAGGAAACAAAGCAGCGAAGAAAAUCUUCAUUGAAUCCCACAAACGAGAACAUGUGUAAUCAGUGUAAAGAGAAUGCGGCGUCUACUUGCCGUUCAUGCAGUUUGCGAAUGUGGAAUCUGCACCACACCGCAUCGACAAUGACAGCAAUCUCUACUCCUAUUGACGCUGCACGUGUGCUGUCCCACGUAAAUAAGCCUGGUACCUACGGAGGCAACUCGGCUCUGGAUCAGCUGUUGGAUGCACUAGACGAGGACCAAGAGGCGCCGCCUCUCCACUGGCAUAAACAAGUUCAGCCUGCCGGCGAAGUCUACAUUACUCCGGCCCCUUAUCUCGACCACGAGUAUUGCCACUGUCAAAAGCACAUUCGUCCCAUCGCAGAAACUUGCAUUAUUGACGCUGUCAAUUCCCGUCUGAGACAGGAGAAGCUGCAUCUAUUGCGCGGACUUGUCGACCCUCGGGCUGGUCUCUCUUUCGAUGCGGACUCUAUGUCCGUGGAUACAGUUGAGGAAGACUUUGAACGUCCUACCGAAAGCUCCGGGGGAGCAGAGGAAGGUGACUAUGACGAUAACUCCCCUCCCUUAUACGUAAGGCAGACUAAGCGACAUGCCAGGCAGAUCAAAGGUAUUUCAGGUUCGCGAAAACGCCGUGCAAAGGGCCGUGAGAACUACACUCCUAUGCCAAAGAUCGCUAAGCGGUCUUCAGUUUCUAAUCGGGCCCUAAAACGAUCCUAUGACGAAAUUGCUAUUGAGGAUUACGCUGCAUUGUGCUACACGGAUGACAGUGACAUUUACAUGGACAAUGGUUAUUAUGACCCGCCUCCAUACACGGGACAUUAUCAAAGACGAGCUCAUUUUAGUUCGGAGAACAAUGAAGAGCUCUGUGGAUUAAAUGAACUAGAAGUGCACGAAAGGCGUUUCAAGCGUCGGUUCCCCUACAAUCCCCGUGUUGUUUACACGAGCUCAUCGAGAAUGGGUGAAGGCGGAUUGCAGAUUCCGUUUUCCACUUCUUUCUCAACUACGCGCAAGCGAAGGUUAGGUGAACCCGCUAAAUCUCGAGAUGAGCAGCGUUUGAAAAAGACGAUUGGUGCUGAUGAGACGCCCGAGGUCGCUGAUCUACUUGCCAAUGAUGCCGAAGGAGCGAACACUCAAUCACCUAGGCAGGAAAAACCUUAUGGGUAUCGGCUGAAUAAAGAAUUCCAAGGCGCAGUCCGAUCUCGUGAGUACGCACUCAAACCAAUUCUCCAAAGGCUCACUGGUCGCUUCCUCAGUUUCACUUUAGGCUUCGCCCACGCAGCUUGA
Echinococcus granulosus is the source of this 2532-nucleotide messenger RNA. RefSeq names its product Forkhead box protein N2. NCBI's taxonomy places the organism in Eukaryota, Metazoa, Platyhelminthes, Cestoda, Cyclophyllidea, Taeniidae. Gene Ontology annotation, biological process: regulation of transcription by RNA polymerase II. The record is from RefSeq and is a predicted model, not a curated record. Gene Ontology annotation, molecular function: DNA-binding transcription factor activity, RNA polymerase II-specific; RNA polymerase II cis-regulatory region sequence-specific DNA binding. The transcript is spliced from 7 exons. Gene Ontology annotation, cellular component: nucleus. Bases 1 to 2532 code for a protein of 843 amino acids.